CCUUCCUUCUUCAUUUGGACGUCGGCUUUAGUGCAGUGAGCGUUGUUUUCCGUUGUGCGUAACACGUGUUUUGAAUUUUUAUUCACUUUUCAAGUUAUUUCAUUUUUUUAAUCUACCUUGCAACAAUGGCAGACGCAGCCGUCGACAAGAAGGAAGUUGCACCUGAGGAAGUAACCUCAACUGAGCCAAAAGAAUCACCAGUCAAGAAGUCUCCAGCUAAGAAAGUUGAAGCUGCAGAAAGUAAUGGCAAAGAGAAUGGUACCGAUGAAGCCCCAGAAGAUUCGCCUGCUGAAAAUGGUGAUGCUGAAGAAAGCAACGAUGCAUCUGAGAACGGUGAUGCCACAGAAAAGAAAGAGACUGGUGUGAAGAGGAAAUCUGUGGCUCUUGAUGAAGAAACAGCAGAAAAGACCACUCCCGAGAAGAAGGCAAAAGUAACGGAGGAAGCCCCUCCAGCAGAGGAAGAAGCGGCUGCCUAAAAUCUCCUAAAUUAUAUAUGCUUGGUUUACUGCAAUGCAUCAAUGCCCAUUAGAGUUCAACUCACAUCCACAUAUCCCGCUCCUACAAAUGUAUUACACCCAUACUGAUAGCCUCAUACUAUGAAGGGUUGAGCUCUUUUGUGUCUGAUUUAAGUUUAGGUUUAUAUAAUAAUAAAUACAUUGUGUAUUAAAUUUUACCUGUAAAAGUACCUGCAAAUUGUAAAUUUAUGUAUGUAACUGCCAGUGACUGAAUGCAUCGCAGUGAACUGAUCACAUAAGAUUGAGUGUUGUAUGCUGUUUUACGUAUCGUUGUCUUUUUCAGAGGACGUAGGUACGAACCGUUUAUCUACGGUACGAAGAUAGUAUCGUAUAUAAGCAUGGUAUAGCCAGGAACAUACUGCCAAAGUAAUUCACCUCAGUGAAAACUUACGAUCCGUUCUGUGAACGACGCGUUUUAUAAAAACAGCUUUCGAAAUAAAAGGAUUUAUAGAUAAACUAAGGUUUAUAAUUACAUCUUUAGGUAAUUAAUUCAGUUAUAAAUUUAAGUUAGCAGUUAAAUAUCGCACAUUGUAUUUCAUAGGCAUUAUUACUUAACCAUUUAAACAUUCCUUUGCCAUUUUUGGUUACAGAUUGCUUUGUGAACACAGUACAACCUUCUUUGAAGUUGCAAAUUUCACAAAAAAACUAGGGUUUCGGGGGUUGUAGUUUACACGUGAUUUUUUUGUAGACGCGUUUAGAAGGUCGUACAAUAAAAUAUUGUUCACGAUGCAACAGUAAUUUUAAGAUAUGGAGUUAAAGUUCAAAGUUGACAAAUAGGGUAAUAAGUCCAUAUUGACAUACUUACUUGUGUGCUAUUUUUUUUGUACUUCUAUGGACAUCUUUAUUUGUCUUGUAUCCUUUUUUUUUCUAAUUUAUUUCUAAUGUAAUUUAAUAAAUAGCAGACCUAUAUAAUGUAAGAGAAUAUUUUUUGAAAUGAAUCUUCAUUUUGUAAACUUUGAUUGUACGUACGUAACAGUGUUCCUUAAUAAGAUUAAAUGUUUUGACUAACUUUUUUCAGGUUUUUAAUUCCAACUUGAGUGUUGAGAGUAGGUACUGUUUAGUGUUAUAGUAUAGACUUGUACAGUUUGACAAUUCUUCUCUCAACUGUGGAGUGAGUGUUUGUAAAACAUUACUGGCAAUAAAAUAGUCUCAACAAAA
Bombyx mandarina (wild silkworm) is the source of this 1673-nucleotide messenger RNA. RefSeq lists its product as uncharacterized. The record is from RefSeq and is a predicted model, not a curated record. Lineage: Eukaryota; Metazoa; Arthropoda; Insecta; Lepidoptera; Bombycidae.